UAUAUAUUUUGAUUUAUUUAAAUAAUUUUCUAGAUGAUAUGCAAGUGAAUGAACAACAAUGUAAGGACAGGGGCUGUAUAUGGGACUCGACGCCACGACCCCCGGGAGUGCCCAUAUGUUAUUUGGACCCAAAACAAGUCGGCUAUAAAGUGCCCGCAGGUGUCAAGAAGACCGACACCGGACUGGAGGCCGAUCUCCACCUCAAAGAUACGGCCAAACGUACCCUCAAAUCCAUGCCAUCCAUAGAGAGCAUCAAGUUUUCGGUCAAAUAUAUGACCGAAAAUAUACUUCGGUUCACAAUAAGAGAUCCGGCGGUCAAGCGAUACGAAGUUCCCGUUCAACAGGUGUUUAAUCUGAUGGACAGGACUGAGAGAGACGAGCAAAAGCGCAGGUAUGCCGUCGACGUCGGCACUGAUCUCAACGACUUUCAGUUCACUAUCACUCGCAAAGACACCAAAACUAAAAUGACUGAGAGAGACGAGCAAAAGCGCAGGUAUGCCGUCGACGUCGGCACUGAUCUCAACGACUUUCAGUUCACUAUCACUCGCAAAGACACCAAAACUAAAAUUUUUGACACAUCGAUCGGUGGUUUAGUAUUUGCCGAUCAAUUCCUACAAUUGGCCACUAAUUUGGCCACAAAUAACGUCUACGGCUUCGGCGAGAAUGUGCACCAAAGCCUACGACACGACCUGAGUUACAAGACUUGGCCGCUAUUCGCUCGUGACGUACCACUCAGCGAAGAAAUGCAUAAUCAUUACGGCGUUCACCCGUUCUAUACUGUACUGGAAUCGGACGGCAAAGCGCACGGAAUACUGUUUCUCAACAGUAACGCUAUGGAUUAUACACUAUUGCCACAACCGGCCCUGUCGUUGAAAAGCACCGGGGGUGUUUUGGACUUUUUUGUAUUUGUAGGCGAUAACCCCGAGCAUGUGAUACAGUUGUACACAUCAGUGAUCGGUCGGUCAACAAUGCCUCCCUUCUGGGGUCUGGGCUAUCAAUUGUGCCGAUACGGGUUCACUGGCACACAGAAUGUUCGCGAGACGAUUGACCGUAAUAUUAAAGAAAAAAUACCAUUGGAUGUAAUGUAUCUCGAUAUUGACUACAUGGAAAACUACGAAGAUUUUACGUAUGAUAAACAUGCGUUCGCCGGCCUCCCGGAGCUGUUCAAAGAUACCAUCGCCAAAAACAAUCUUCACUGGACCCUAAUGCUAGACGCGGCCAUCGAGGCCAACAACACCGCCUACCAGUCGUUCAACGAGGGCUACAAACAGGACGUGUUUAUCAAAUGGUCCAAAGAGGUGCCGGUGAAGGACCGACACAACCCUCCCAACGUGCCCAUCGAUAAGGACACCAUUUACGGCAAAGUGUGGCCGUACGGACCCGCGGCCUUUCCCGACUUUUUCAAGUCCAAGACCGACCAGUGGUGGCACAAUCAAGUGAAAAAUUUGCAUGAUGUUUUGCCCUUUGAUGCACUUUGGAUUGACAUGAACGAGCCUUCAAACUUUAAUUCCACCUGUACUAAUAAUAAAUACGAUUUCCCACCGAUUAGAACAUCGACACUAUGGGGCGGAACCGGCAAACAACUGUCCCAACAGACUAUUUGCAUGACCACCACUCAGGGAGAUAAUGAAGAGUACAGUCAUUAUGACGUUCACUCGCUUUAUGGUGUAGGCGGGAUAAUUGCUACACAAAAGGCAUUACACGCUACCACUGGUAAACGUGGGUUUGUAGUGUCCCGGAGUACAUACCCCACAUCGGGCCGAUACGGCACCCACUGGUUGGGCGAUAAUAAAUCUUAUUGGAAAAUGAUGCACCACUCGGUGGUCGGUAUGCUUGAGUUCAACAUGUUUGGCAUUAGUUUUGUUGGAUCCGACAUUUGUGGCUUUAUAGGGGAGACAAAUCCGCAAUUGUGCCGCCGGUGGUCACAAUUGGGCGCUUUCUACCCGUUUUCACGAAAUCAUAACGAGAAGGGCCGUCCAGAUCAGGACCCGGCCGUAUGGGUGAGCAAAGGACACCCGGAGGUGACUGAAGCGGCCCGCAGUUCACUGCAGCUCAGGUACCAAUUGUUGCACUAUUUGUAUACACUAUUCUACCGGAGCUAUGUUUAUGGCAAUACCGUCGCCCGACCCCUGUUUCACGAAUGGCCACAGGAUGUAAACACGCAUAGCAUUGACAGUCAGUUUAUGUGGGGCCGGGAUAUACUCAUAUCACCUUUUCUGUUUGAGAACCAGCAACACGUGGCCGCAUAUCUACCCCCCGGCGAGCGUUGGCACGAAGUGCGGCCCCAAUUAAAACUCGCGCCACAAGUCGGACACAUCACUAUUCAAGACACUCAACCCAACGGUCCGCCACCCGUCCAUUUCAGGAGUGGCGCUAUUAUACCGAUGGUUACAGACACCCAACUGACCAGUACUACGGGUCCGGCUAUGAAUCAAAUAGACCUCGUUGUGGUGCCUAAUGUCAAAUGGGAAGCCAGGGGUGAAUUGUUUUGGGACGACAGGGAGGGCAUCGACACCAUAGACGCCGGCAAAUACAAUCUCUACUCAUUCACUCAAUACGCCAAUUGCACCAUGGAGAUCCAUGUGUCUAAGGCCGGUUAUACCAGUGGCAUACACCCCACUGUGCGCCAGGUGCUUGUCCAAAGUACAGGUGUUAAGGACCAUGGUGUAGAGGCUAAACUAGACGGCAAAAUUGUGCCGACUAAACGUGGUGAUAAUGGUGCCAUAGAAAUUACAGUUAAUUUGUCACUGGGUGAUAAGCUAGAUCAGCGUAAUGAAAGGGGCUGUAUAUGGGACUCAACGCCACGACCCCCGGGAGUGCCCAUAUGUUAUUUGGACCCAAAACAAGUCGGCUAUAAAGUGCCCGCAGGUGUCAAGAAGACCGACACCGGACUGGAGGCCGAUCUCCACCUCAAAGAUACGGCCAAACGUACCCUCAAAUCCAUGCCAUCAGAAAAUCUUAACAAUCGUUUAGAUUGUUAUUUGGAGUUUGACACGAAAGGUGAACAUCUAUGUAAGGAAAGGGGCUGUAUAUGGGAUUCGACAGGACGGCCCCCGGGAGUGCCCAUAUGUUAUUUGGACCCAAAACAAGUCGGCUAUAAAGUGCCCGCAGGUGUCAAGAAGACCGACACCGGACUGGAGGCCGAUCUUAAACUGAAAGAUACGGCCAAACGUACC
Medioppia subpectinata is the source of this 3176-nucleotide messenger RNA. The record is from the annotation of a GenBank genome assembly. NCBI's taxonomy places the organism in Eukaryota, Metazoa, Arthropoda, Arachnida, Sarcoptiformes, Oppiidae.